Molecule: messenger RNA, 1340 nt
Organism: Bactrocera latifrons
Lineage: Eukaryota; Metazoa; Arthropoda; Insecta; Diptera; Tephritidae
Exons: 4
Coding region: 74-1111 (345 amino acids)
Cellular component (GO): mitochondrion
Source: RefSeq, a predicted model, not a curated record
UUGGUUUAAGGAAUUUGUACUCAGUUUAAUAAUAAAUUCUCAUCUUUAAUAAUAUAAGGGAGGGAAGUUAACAAUGUUUAAUAAUACAAAGAACGUUCUUAUUUCUGCAAGUCGGAUUGGCACAAUUAAUCCUUUGUGCUAUAGAAGAGAUACUAAUGACGUUUUAAGUCUUUGUGCGAUAAAGACGUUGCAUACCACUGCUGCACGUCCGAAUAAGACUCGAGUUGCUGUGUUACCCUUGCCUAAUAACAUCGAUCCAGCUGAGACUACACGCUUUUCACCAAAUCGUACAAGAGAUAUAACUGGUCCUGUGAUACUAUCACAACAAGCCCAAUCUGUUUUGUCCAAUAUAGACAUAACUGCUGAUAACACAAACAUAGCAAGAACCGCUCCAAAUACUGACUAUGGCGUACAAGAUCCUCAUGUUCAAUCAUAUGAUUGCUUUGGGGCAGUUAGCCUUAAUGCAGUAAUGCAAAGCAGCGUGCCAAAUCCAUAUGGAGGAAUGCAUAAAUUCUCGCAUUUGAAUAUGCCCGGCGGUCAGUGGUCGCAAGAGGGUAAAUUUAUGUCGAACAACUUACAUAAUUCCCAUUACACAAACUUGCGUAAGGAUGUGCGUUCAGACUGGAUGACUUAUGAUCAGGAUUUUGACAUCAAUGAAAAAGCAACAGCAACAGCAACAGCUAAAUUGCCAACGAACACACUUUCAAUUCUUAAAUGCAUGCCAAGCCAGAUAGACAAACGUUAUUAUAGUACAACAACUGAUGGAGAUAAACCACCGGCAGUGCUGAGCAAAAAGGAACAACUUAAAAAGGCAUUUAAAGACUAUGGAUCCACUGUUAUAGUAUUUCAUGUAGCUAUAUCACUGGCAUCGCUUGGCUGCUGUUAUUUACUAGUCUCUGGAGGAAUAGAUGUUGUGCCAAUAUUGGAGCGGGUGGGGUUUGCAUCGUCGGCGCUAACGAAUAAAAUAACAACAGGUGCAAGCACUUUUGUUAUUGCAUAUGCUAUACACAAAGUAUUCGCUCCCGUGCGCAUAAGCAUUACAUUGGGUGCCACUCCAUUUAUUGUACGAUUCAUGCGUUCAAAGGGUUAUAUGAAGCCACCAAAAAUUUAAAAUACAAACGAAAAUAUUAUUUUAGUACUAACACAGUAAUAUCCAUAAUAACACAUAAUAUUAUGGUCAAAGCAAAAAAUUUAUAUAUGUAGAUAUAUGUACAUGUAUACAUACAUAAUACAUUUAUACUUUUUAUUCGUUUUGUUGACAAUAUUAUACGCAAACAUAUCAUUUUAAAUAAAUCAAAUUGACGAAAUAAAAAAUUACCUUAUUUUUAUAAACUGUUAAA